CCCCGCCCCGCGCGCUCGCAGACCCCCGGGGCGGCUGCCGCGGGAGAUGCUGGAAGAAACUUCUUAAAUGACCGCGUCUGGCUGGCCCUGGAGCUUUUCUGGGUUGGGGAGAGGAAAGGAAAGUGGAAAAAAACUGAGAACUUCCUGAUCUCUCUCGCUGUGAGACAUGUCUGAGACUCCUGCUCAGUGUAGCAUUAAGCAGGAACGAAUUUCAUAUACACCUCCAGAGAGCCCGGUGCCGAGUUACGCUUCCUCGACUCCACUUCAUGUUCCAGUGCCUCGAGCGCUCAGGAUGGAGGAAGACUCGAUCCGCCUGCCAGCGCACCUGCGCUUGCAGCCAAUUUACUGGAGCAGGGAUGACGUAGCCCAGUGGCUGAAGUGGGCUGAAAAUGAGUUUUCUUUAAGGCCAAUCGACAGCAACACGUUUGAAAUGAAUGGCAAAGCUCUCCUGCUGCUGACCAAAGAGGACUUUCGCUAUCGAUCUCCUCAUUCAGGUGAUGUGCUCUAUGAGCUCCUUCAGCAUAUUCUGAAGCAGAGGAAACCUCGGAUUCUCUUCUCACCCUUCUUCCACCCGGGUAACUCUAUCCACACACAGCCCGAGGUCACCCUGCAUCAGAACCACGACGAAGAUAACUGUGUCCAGAGGACCCCCAGGCCACCCGUGGAGAAUGUGCACCACAACCCUCCCACCAUCGAACUGUUGCACCGCUCCAGGUCACCCGUCACCGCCAACCACCGGCCUUCCCCUGACCCUGAGCAGCGGCCCCUCCGGUCCCCCCUGGACAACAUGAUCCGCCGCCUCUCCCCUGCCGAGAGGGCCCAGGGACCGAGGCUCCACCAAGAGAACAACCACCAGGAGCCCUACCCCCUGUCAGUGUCUCCCAUGGAGAAUAACCACUGUCCGGCGCCCUCCGAGUCCCACCCGAAGCCCUCCAGCCCGCGGCAGGAGAACACCCGCGUGAUCCAGCUGAUGCCCAGCCCCAUCAUGCACCCCUUGAUCUUGAACCCCCGGCACUCCGUGGAUUUCAAACAGUCCAGGCUCUCCGAGGACGGGCUGCACCGGGAAGGGAAACCCAUCAACCUCUCUCACCGGGAAGACCUGGCGUACAUGAACCACAUCAUGGUUUCCGUCUCCCCACCAGAAGAGCACGCUAUGCCCAUCGGGAGAAUAGCAGAUUGUAGACUGCUCUGGGAUUACGUCUAUCAGUUGCUUUCUGACAGCCGGUACGAAAACUUCAUCCGAUGGGAGGACAAAGAAUCCAAAAUAUUCCGGAUAGUGGAUCCCAAUGGACUGGCCCGACUGUGGGGAAACCAUAAGAACAGAACAAACAUGACCUAUGAGAAAAUGUCCAGAGCCCUGCGCCACUACUACAAACUAAACAUUAUCAGGAAGGAGCCAGGACAAAGGCUUUUGUUCAGGUUUAUGAAAACCCCCGACGAGAUCAUGAGUGGCCGAACAGACCGUCUGGAACACCUUGAGUCCCAGGAGCUGGAUGAACAAAUAUACCAAGAAGACGAAUGCUGAGGGCACCAGCACACCACCCCAGCGGCCGGUAGCCCAGGGAACCCUCGCCCACCAGGAUCGCGGGAGGCGUGACAUGACGUGGGGAGCAGGCGAGCCAAGGAGAGUGGAAAGGAAGAGACCAGACAUGGCAGUGACACUUCUCUUGCAGGCUACAGGGGACCUAGAGCACCUUAGAUAAACUAUCCCGCAGAGGCAGGCUGGCAUUCUGGAGGGCACGAGCCUAGCACUUGCGUGUCACAGUCCCUUCCCAGCUGGGAUCUCUCCAUCUGUAAUUCCUCACCUCACCCUUCCCCCUAUUGUUAGUUUCAUGGUGUUUUCAUUUUUGUUUCUUUAAGAAUAUACGGUUUGACUUUUCAUCGUUCAUAUAGAGGAAGACAUCUGAUGUUGUAUUCCUAUGGAAAUAUAUAUCUAUUAUAUAUAUAUAUUUUUUUUUUUUUCUCCCAAAUCUCA
Messenger RNA from Tupaia belangeri chinensis (Chinese tree shrew), 1975 nucleotides. RefSeq names its product ETS variant transcription factor 6 (gene ETV6). Bases 167 to 1525 code for a protein of 452 amino acids. Gene Ontology annotation, cellular component: nucleus. The record is from RefSeq and is a predicted model, not a curated record. Gene Ontology annotation, biological process: cell differentiation; regulation of transcription by RNA polymerase II. Gene Ontology annotation, molecular function: DNA-binding transcription factor activity, RNA polymerase II-specific; sequence-specific DNA binding. The transcript has 8 exons. Lineage: Eukaryota; Metazoa; Chordata; Mammalia; Scandentia; Tupaiidae.